Molecule: messenger RNA, 2979 nt
Organism: Colletotrichum truncatum
Lineage: Eukaryota; Fungi; Ascomycota; Sordariomycetes; Glomerellales; Glomerellaceae
Source: RefSeq, a predicted model, not a curated record
AUGAGAUGGAUAUCUCCACUGAGGCCAUUUUUGGCCUCAGCCAUCUCACUGCGAGCGCCACUUUCCCCCCCAACAGCCAAGCGCAAGCCCCCGAACGAGGCCAAAAAAAAACAAAGGAAAGCAGGACCAUGUCUCAUUCCAGUCGGACCAGUCAUACGGCAAAAGGAAAUGGCCUCAAUUACAGCCACAACCAUCUUCAGCCCAACUUCAGUGGUAUAUAGACAGCCCAAGUUGACCGGAAUCACAUCAAUCCGAACGAUACAAGAGCAUCACCAUUACCAUCACCACAAAAACAAACAGCCGUCUUCUGCCGUCCCAUUCACGACCCUAUCACUAAACAACAUGGCGUCCUCGGAUGUUCUGUCCAAGACUCUCUACACCAUCACGAGCGUGAAGCUCGACCAGCUGGACAAGCAGAAGGCGGCUUUCGAGUCCGGUAAACGGGCGCUGCUGGAAGAUGCGGCGUACGAGACGAGCCACCGCAAGCGGGCGAAGCUCCUGGUUGAGCAGGUCGAGAAGCUGCCGGCCAUGUCCCAGCUGUCCGACGGCCACCAGACGUCCGUCGACAACCUGAAGCGCUUCGUCAAGCAGGCCGAGUAUGACCCUUGCAUAUCGGAGGACUUCCUGCGCGAGUACGAGGACGCCGUGCGGAAGGGGCUCGACGUGGAAUCAGCAAAGUACCGCUUCGCCGAGCUGUACGGCAAGCUCGUGAAUGAGUGGAUCUCAGCCGGUGAGGCCGAAGACCAGAACGCCGAGUCCGGGUUCGUCCCCGUCGGCAGGGAGGAGAUGCACACGCAGCGCGCGACGUGGGAGGAUUACGUGUUCAAGGCCAAGGAGACGGACGGCGCGGCCAUCAAGGGGUACCUGGAACAGCUCUUUUGCGAGUCAAAGGACGUCAAGAGUGCGUUUACGAGUCUCAAGGAGACGCUCAAGACGUUCCAGGAGCGGUGGGACGACCAGCCGCACUUUGACGAGAACUCACUCGAGGACACGAUCCGGGGCCUGCUGCGCAUCAACAUCCUCACGGACCAGAAGCGGACGAUCCUCAACGACUUCCUCAACAACAAGGUGGUCCUCCGCGAGAUCGCCGACGUGCUCAACAUGCGGAUGCAGACGCGGCAGAACUGGGCGUGGGACGGCGACGUCAUGGUCGAGCAGCGGCGACAGCUAAACGGGCGCUAUCGCUUCUUCCCGGACGAGGACCUGCUGCAGUCCAUCUUCAUCCACCACAUCGGCACGCGAUGGGGGGUCAAGAUGCGCGAGGUGUUGACGUCGUUUCUGAGCCGCUACGGCGUGCAGAGGGCGGCGUCGAAGCCCAUGACCAAGGAGGAGGUGCUGCGGUGGCGGUUUUUCCUCAAGCUGGGCGACAGGGGGUACGUAGAGAGUAAGAGUUCGAUGGAGAACCAGCUGGCGAAGCACUGGAGGGAAGAGAUCCUGCUGGACCAGCUACCGCAGACUCACGGGGAGCGGAGGGGCGGGUACAACUCGGACAGCGUCGACGACGGGAGGGAGGACGAUAGCCGGAAGUCGCACAUUGACGUGGUGCAGAGCCUGCUGCACCUCAUCCAGUCCGAAAUCAUCAUCCACCAGGGGCUCGGCAGCGACAUCACGGUGAUCAGAUCGGACCUUAAAUGGUUCGGGCCGAGCGUGCCGCACUCGUCCAUCUUUGCGGUGCUCGAGUUCUUCGGCGUCGAGGCCGAAUGGGUCGACCUGUUCCGACGCAUCCUCGAGGCUCCCCACCGCUUCAAGCAGGAUCCCCCAGACGCUCCCGCGCAGUCCAGAAAGAGGGGCGUGCCCCUAUCGACGCCACUGGCGGACUUCCUCUCGGAGACGGUGCUCUUCUGCAUGGACUUCGCCGUCAACCAAAAGGGCGACGGGUGCCGGCUGUACCGGCUGCACGACGACAUGUGGCUAUGGGGAGGCGAGGAGAUGUGCGGCAAGGCGUGGAGGACGAUGGGCGAGUUUGUGCGGCUCACGGGGUUGGACUUCAACGAGGACAAGACGGGCAGCGUCAGGAUCAGGGCCCGGGGUAACGACGGCGGCAACGACAACGACAACGGAAACAACAAAAACACGGGGCAGCCGUCUGUCCAGGGGCGGCUGCCACUACCGAAGGGCGACGUGGUAUGGGGUUUCCUCAAGCUCGACCCCGCGUCGGGGCGUUUCGUCUUGGACCAGGACAAGAUUGACGGGCAUAUUGAGGAGCUCCGCCUGCAGCUAGAGGCGUGCGGUAGCGUGUUCGACUGGAUCCAGGCGUGGAACAUUUACGGCUCGCGGUUCUUCGCGACCAACUGCGGGCAGGUCGCCAACUGCUUCUCCCGGGCGCACGUGGACAGCAUGCUUGCGACGUUCCACCGCAUACAGCAGACGCUUUUUGGCGACGGCGGGGCGGGCGGGCAUCUCAGGCGGCUCAUUAGCGAGAGGUUCGGCAUCGUCGACAUCCCUGACGGAUACCUGUACUUCCCCGUCUCGCUGGGUGGGUUAGGCUUGCAGAACCCGUUUAUUCACCUGUACCUCAUCCGCGACAACGUCUUGGAGGACCCGAGCAAGGCCAUGGACGACUUCCUCGAGGAGGAGGAGACCUCGUACCGCAGGUACAAGGAGGUUUACGAGGCGUCAGAGGGGCACCCGCUGAUGCGGGCGCCGGGCGUCCAGGGUCUGUUUGACCAGCCGUUCAUGAGCUUCGAGGAGUUCACACGACACCGGCGGCGCACGUCGACGGGGCUACAGCGCGUGCUUACGAUCCUGCAGAAGAAGCCCAAGGACAAGCCCAUCGAGCUGACGGGAGACGUGACGACGGCGCUGUCGUCUUCGUCGGGCGGCUGGUACGGGCUCAGCGCUUACGAGCAGUGGAUCUGCGGACUCUACGCGAAGGACAUGAUUGCGAGGUUCGGCAGCCUGGUGAUUGUCGACGAGGGACUCUUGCCAACGGGUCUACUGGAUAUGCUGAGACAGAGCAGAUUCAAAUGGAGCGGCUAA